This is a messenger RNA of Anopheles darlingi, 2141 nucleotides long. RefSeq lists its product as uncharacterized. The coding region runs from base 58 to 2139 and encodes 693 amino acids. The transcript is spliced from 5 exons. NCBI's taxonomy places the organism in Eukaryota, Metazoa, Arthropoda, Insecta, Diptera, Culicidae. The record is from RefSeq and is a predicted model, not a curated record.
UUCCUCCGUGUUUUUGGCGCAUUUUCAAACUAUCCCGUGGCUGGUGCCUUCCCUACAAUGAAUUCGCUGGCUGUAGGAUCCGAGAAUCGCGAAUUUUGGUGUGGGUUUAUAGAGCUGUACCGCAAUCUACCGGUGUUGUGGGCCAAACCGUGUGUAGGGGAGCCGCAGAGUAUUUCAAAGAAUCUCCGCAACCGAGCCAACGCAAUAUUGCUCAGGAAAUACCGGGAACACGACCCCACGGCAGUCCCGGCCACGAUAAAGAGUGUUCUAAAGGAACUGCAAUACCUCCGUCGUGCCGCAGAAUCUAGACAGACCUCUGAGAGGAGGAAAACUCCUACGUGGUUGUUGAAAUCUCUAGAUUUUCUACGUGCCGAGGAACUGGAAGCCCUUAGUAAACGGCCAACGGAAGAACAAAAUGAUUGCAUUCAAUCUAUAACUGACCCCGGCAUUGGAGAUGAAUCUGUCGAAUUCAUGGAUCCCUGUGACUUACGAAAUGAUCUACAGCUAUAUUGUAAAUCGCUCGCAAGAGAGCUGGGAACGCUUCCAGAGGUACAGCUGCGGUAUGCACAGGAACACAUCGAGCGGGUAGUGCGAGGUGGGCAACUAGGAAUGUUGUCCUCUGAAUGGCCCGAAACAGAUCCGAGUGUCGAGGAACUUCCUCGUUCCGAUAUGCCAGAGUCACCGGAUGAAGCCGUGGAAGAGUGCAUUCUUGAGGAUAUACCAGCAGCUGGUCCAGCUGUUAUAAAACGACGAAAACUAACUGACAAAGUUCUCCGCAGGAAUAUCGAAGAUUCUGACCAUCAAGGAUCAUUCGCUAGGUUUGAUCAAGAUAUCGAACCACUGGAUUCCGAUGAUGAUGUUUCAGAUUUGCACGACUAUUCUGAUGAAUAUGCUGUUGUUGAAACAGAUACUGUAGCAAUUCAUAUCGAAGAUCAACGAACCAGUGAUAGCUACGGAAAUGACGAGACCGUUAAUAUGGAAAUACCGAAUGGACCGACGGGCUCAGAGGAGCAGCAACAAACGGCAGCGAUAGAUGAUUCAAAUUUAAUCGCCGUGCGCCUUCCGUCCGGGCUCGUUAUGCGACGCAGAUGUACAGCACAUUGUUCGAACUUCGUGGACAGCAUCGUGCCAGAAUACAGUGAACCGGAGUUUGUACGGCAAUUUCGCUUGGGGCGGGAAACGGUUCGCAGGCUUUGUCACCACCUGGAGCAAGAGAAUACCUUCAAGAAACUGAAAGGACACGGUGGAUAUCAGGCGAUCAGCGUGGAGACACACGCACUGGCCUUCCUGUGGUUUCUUGGGCAGAAGAAAGUGUCCUAUCGGAAUGUGGCCGAUCAGUUCCAGUUGUCCCUGAGCUGCGUGCACGACGUCAUCUGGCGGGUAUGCGAUGGAUUGCUGAAUCUUCAACCGAUGGUCUUUAACCAAAUGGACGAUACUGCGAAAGCACUGUCCGCCUGUCAAUUUGCCGAAUUUUGCUCGAUACCGAAUGUAAUUGGCUGUGUCGAUGGAAUGCAAAUUAGGGUCGAUCGACCGUCGGAAAAUUCGAAAUACUAUCAGCUAACCAAACGAUACUACACCCUCCAGGUCCAAGCAAUCAUCGAUGCGGACAUGCGCUUCGUGAACGUGUUCGCGGAUUACCCGGGCGAACCGGAUCUUUUAAAAACCGUUGUCGAGCUGUGUGGUGAUAACUACUGUGUCUUGGGUAACGAGGCAUUCCCAUGUUUACAGCAGCUACUGGUACCUUUCCGCAGCGAUGGCAUAUCGUUAUCAAUGGCACAGCAAACAUUCAAUGACCAACUGACGCAGGUGCAUAGUGCUUACCAAAAGAUUUUCCAGCGCUUGCGGCAACGUUUCCGGCAGCUCUCUUAUCUAAAAGGCUGCCAUCUAUUGAAGGUAGUUAAAAUGGUAAAAGUCUGCUGUUUGCUACACAACUUGUCCUUACCGGAAGAGCUGGACCUGCUCGAGGAUGAUACCAGUGAGACUAGUCAUGUGCAAACGACGCCAUUCUUCACCCGGACUUGCAGUGUUUCAUCGAUGGCCAAUGUACAGAGUGGGCAGCAGAAACGUGAAGCAAUCUGUGCUGAGAUUCAAAUCAACCAUAUUAAACUUUUACAAAGAACAGGAUUUAAAGAUAAAUAAAU